AUGCACCGGAUUCACUCGUGGGCGAAAGCUCACGCGUCUACCCCGAAUACUCAGUCCCAGGGUCAAAACCAGUCCAACUCCCAGUCCUCUGAGGACGCUUCAGCUCAAGAUGCUCAAGUGAAAGAAGGUAUACGUGACCCGGCCUGCCCGGAGUCGGAAAAAGAUGCCAAUCAAACCCCUGAGCGCGGAAUGUUCGUUCGGAUGAAGGAUGGAAUUGUUCGCUUCACCGGCCACACCAAACGCGCCCUGUGCCACAGCUGGGUCAAUGUGCUGCUUGUGUUCGUCCCUGUCGGCAUUGCGGUCGAGGCCGCUGGACUCAAUCCAGGCCUGAUCUUUGCCAUGAAUGCGAUAGCUAUCAUCCCCUUGGCCGGUCUGCUCAGCCACGCCACCGAGUGUGUCGCCAGUCGAUUGGGUGACACCGUGGGUGCGCUCAUUAACGUCACCUUCGGAAAUGCAGUAGAGUUGAUCAUCUUCAGUAUUGCUCUAGUCAAGAAUGAGAUUCGGAUCGUUCAAGCAUCCCUGCUCGGCUCCAUCUUAGCAAACCUACUGCUGAUCCUGGGUAUGGCCUUUCUGUUGGGAGGCCUGCGCUUUCAGGAACAGAUCUAUAAUAGCACUGUCACGCAGAUGAGUGCAUGUCUUCUCAGUUUGAGUGUCAUGAGUUUGCUCUUGCCGACGGCGUUCCACGCUUCUUGGUCGGAUUCGGGAGAUGCAGAUAAGUACACACUUAAAGUUAGCCGUGGAACAAGUGUUGUCUUGCUCCUGGUGUACGUCUUGUACAUCAUCUUCCAGCUCAAAUCCCACGCCUAUCUUUACGCCAGUAUCCCACAACAAAUCAUUGAUGAAGAAUCUCACCCGGGUGUUCUGGCUGAAUUCAUGAAUAAACCUGAAAUGUCUCGCACUGCAGCGGUGGUGAUGCUUCUGGUGUCGACCGGCCUUGUAGCAGUGUGUGCGGAGUUUCUCGUCGACGCUAUCCCCACCAUGAUCGAGAGCUCGUCUGUCAGUGAAGCGUUCAUCGGUCUGAUUAUCCUCCCGAUUGUUGGCAACGCCGCCGAGCACGUGACCGCCGUCAGCGUGGCCACCAAGAACAAGAUGGACCUGGCCAUCGGUGUCUCGGUAGGAAGUAGUAUUCAAAUUGCUAUCUUUGUUACGCCUUUGGUGGUCAUCCUGGGUUGGUGCAUGGACAAGGACAUGUCCUUGUACUUCACGCUAUUUGAGACCAUCUGUCUAUUUGUCACGGCAUUUGUUGUCAACUUCCUGGUUUUGGAUGGCCGAAGCAACUACCUGGAAGGCUCCUUGCUCAUUGCAGCCUAUGUAAUCAUAGGUGUUGCUGCAUUUUAUUAUCCUGGCAGUGGACAGUCCAGUGAUCUUGGCACUGCUGGAGGAUAA
This is a messenger RNA of Aspergillus niger, 1386 nucleotides long. RefSeq lists its product as uncharacterized. The record is from RefSeq and is a predicted model, not a curated record. Gene Ontology annotation, molecular function: calcium:proton antiporter activity. The transcript is spliced from 10 exons. NCBI's taxonomy places the organism in Eukaryota, Fungi, Ascomycota, Eurotiomycetes, Eurotiales, Aspergillaceae. Bases 1 to 1386 code for a protein of 461 amino acids. Gene Ontology annotation, biological process: intracellular calcium ion homeostasis; calcium ion transmembrane transport. Gene Ontology annotation, cellular component: fungal-type vacuole membrane.